CAAUUAUUGAGAAACCAACUUUACACUUGCCAGGAAUACCAUGGAUUCAGUGAAAACACAACCUAUCGAAGCCUCAGCAGAACCCGCGCCCUCCGAAGUAGUAGAGGCCCUAGAACUCACCCCCUCUGGAAAGCCCAAAAAACGCUUUGUUGGCAAGGCUAGAAAACAGCAACAGCAGCAGCAAGCAGCAAACGAUUCCUCCGACCUAACUAUUGAAGAUUCCGUUGUGGCAAUUAGAGAUGCAUCAAAGAGUGCAGGAUCUAGUAGAUCCCGAGUUGCUAACCAAGUUCCGGAUGAGAUUUUGAACGAUACAAAGCUCAACCUUGCGAUUGAGCAACUCCCAUCCAACUAUGGUUUUGAAAUCCAUAAGACUGUAUGGAGUGUACGUAAAGCUGGAGCUAAGAAAGUGGCUCUGCAGUUUCCAGAAGGCUUGUUGAUCUUUGCCUGUACAAUCGCAGAUAUCUUGGAAAAGUUCUGUCAAGUCGAAACUUUGGUGAUGGGAGAUGUCACUUAUGGGGCGUGCUGCAUCGACGACUUUACAGCUGUAGCUUUGGGAUGUGAUUUCAUGGUUCAUUAUGGUCACAGCUGCCUUGUUCCGGUCGAUGUAACCACUAUCAAAACACUAUACGUUUUUGUUGACAUUGGGAUUGAUGUCCAGCACUUUAUCGCUACAGUCCGUAAGAACUUUCAACCACAAUCGAAAUUAGUGCUCGUUGGCGUCAUUCAAUUUGUGCAGGCGAUCCAGGCUGCUCGCCGUGAACUGGAAGUCGAUUAUAUUCUCAAUGUUCCUCAAGCCAAACCUUUAUCUCCAGCCGAGAUCUUGGGCUGCACAGCUCCACGGUUACCGGAAGGUGAGGAUGCAUUGAUCUUCCUGGGCGAUGGACGGUUCCAUCUAGAGUCGAUCAUGAUCCAUAAUCCAGACUUGCCAGCAUUCAGAUAUGAUCCCUAUGACAAGAAGUUUACACGAGAAAGAUAUGACCAUGCGGAUAUGCAUUCGUUGAGGAAACACGCGAUUGAGACAGCCAAGAAAGCGAAGCGAUUUGGAUUGAUUCUUGGUACUCUUGGCCGACAAGGAAGCACAUCUAUUCUUGAACAUAUGGAAGCGAAGCUGAAGGAGCGUGGAUGCGACUAUACUAUUAUUCUUCUAUCUGAAAUUUUCCCUGGAAAGCUAGCCAUGUUUGAGGAUAUAGAAGCAUUUAUUCAAAUUGCAUGCCCUCGUCUGUCGAUCGAUUGGGGUUAUGCAUUCUCAAAGCCACUUUUGACUCCAUACGAGGCUUCAGUUGUAUUUGAAUCCAUUCCAUGGCAAGAGACAUAUCCGAUGGAUUUCUACUCGAAUGAUUCAUUAGGGCCAUGGACUAAACCUACAGGAACAGGAGACGUCAAAUCACUUAAAGCAAAGAAGACUCAAGAUCAUACUGUAGAGGUAUUAUCAGGACCAAUGUCAGGGUCAACAUCUGCAAUAGUACCGACAUCAGUAUCUGCGAACGAUCCAAUAGCAUUAUAA
Molecule: messenger RNA, 1504 nt
Organism: Lobosporangium transversale
Lineage: Eukaryota; Fungi; Mortierellomycota; Mortierellomycetes; Mortierellales; Mortierellaceae
Product: putative diphthamide synthesis protein-domain-containing protein
Exons: 6
Coding region: 41-1504 (487 amino acids)
Biological process (GO): protein histidyl modification to diphthamide
Molecular function (GO): 2-(3-amino-3-carboxypropyl)histidine synthase activity
Source: RefSeq, a predicted model, not a curated record